UUCCUCACACAACCCUCAUAAUAACUAUUCUUCUCUUCACCCUCUCUAAGAAGAAAAAGAAGGAAGUAAUAACGAAAUAAUAAAGAUGUUUUCGAUUCCAGGAACUGGUAUAUUCAACAAUAACCAGAAGAUCAAGGGUACCGUUGUGCUUAUGAGCAAGAAUGUUUUGGACUUUAAUGCUAUAACAUCCGCCGGAAGCAGUGUUUCCGGCGCCGUCAGCGGAAUCUUUGGCACUGUUAGUGAUGUGGCUGGCUCGGUUGUCGAUGGCGCCACCUCCAUCUUCAGCCGUAGCAUCGCCCUCAAGUUGAUCAGUGCUACCAAGACUGAUGGGCAAGGAAAUGGGAAAGUUGGAAAGGAAACUUAUUUGGAGAAACAUCUUCCAACGUUGCCAAAUUUGGGAGCCAAGCAAGAUGCAUUCGAUAUCCAUUUUGACUAUGAUGCUGAUUUCGGGAUUCCGGCUGCAUUCUACAUCAAGAACUAUAUGCAAGUUGAGUUCUUCCUUGUUAGUGUGACUCUUGAAGACAUCCCAAACCAUGGAACCGUUACCUUUGUUUGCAACUCAUGGGUCUACAACUUCAAAAAUUACAAAAAGGACCGCAUCUUCUUUGCUAAUGAUGUUUAUCUUCCAAGUGCAACCCCGGGUGCACUAGUGAAGUACAGAAAUGAAGAACUGGAAAAUUUAAGAGGAGAUGGAACAGGAGAACGCAAGGAAGCAGAUAGAAUCUAUGAUUAUGAUGUCUACAAUGAUUUGGGUAACCCUGAUGUGGAUAACAGCCUUGCUCGCCCCGUUCUUGGAGGAUCUUCCGAAUAUCCUUACCCUCGCAGGGGUAGAACUGGCAGACGCAAGACUAAAAAGGAUCCCAAGAGUGAGGCACCAAGCUCAAGUACUUAUGUUCCAAGAGAUGAAAUCUUUGGUCACUUGAAGUCAUCGGAUUUCCUUACAUAUGGCAUCAAAUCUUUGGCUCAAAAUGUUUUGCCAAGGCUCCAAUCAGUGUUUGGUUUAAACAGUGAGUUUGAUAGCUUCGACGAUGCUCGUUCAUUCUUUGAGGGUGGAAUUUACCUCCCUACUGAUAUCAUCAGCGAUAUCAGCCCCUUGCCAGUUCUUAAGGAAAUCUUCCGUACAGAUGGUGAACAAGCUCUCAAGUUCCCUCCACCUCAUGUCAUCCAAGUUAGUAAGUCUGCAUGGAUGACUGACGAAGAAUUUGCCAGAGAGAUUAUUGCUGGAGUAAAUCCCAAUGUUAUUAAACGCCUUGAGGUGUUUCCACCACAAAGCACACUGGAUCCCUCAAUUUAUGGUGAUCAGACGAGCACAAUUACAAAAGAAAGCCUGGAGACUAACCUAGAAGGACUUACUGUUGAUGAGGCGCUUGAAGGGAACAAAUUAUUCAUCUUAGAUUACCAUGAUGCAUUCAUGCCAUACUUGAGGAAGAUAAACGGGCUUAAGACUUCAAAGGCUUAUGCAACAAGGACAAUCCUGUUCUUGAAAAAUGAUGGAACAUUGACACCAUUGGCCAUUGAAUUAAGUGUGCCACACCCUGGCGGGGACACAUUUGGUGCUGUUAGCAGAGUUGUCUUGCCUGCUAAAGAAGGUGCUGAAGGUACUAUAUGGCUUCUUGCCAAGGCUUAUGUCGUCGUCAAUGACUCAUGUUAUCAUCAACUCAUGAGCCACUGGUUGAAUACUCAUGCUGCAAUGGAGCCAUUUAUCAUUGCAACAUACAGGCAUCUUAGUGUGCUCCAUCCUAUCCACAAGCUUCUAGAACCUCACUACCGCGACACCAUGAAUAUCAAUGGACUUGCAAGACAAUCUCUGAUUAAUGCAGGUGGUAUUAUUGAGCAAUCAUUCUUGCCUGGAGCAUUUUCUGUGGAGAUGUCUUCUAAAGUUUACAAGAAUUGGGUUUUCCCUGACCAAGCUUUGCCUGCUGAUCUUAUUAAGAGGGGAUUGGCAGUUGAGGAUCCAUCGGCUCCCCAUGGCGUUCGCCUCGUGAUCGAGGACUACCCUUAUGCAGUGGAUGGACUGGAGAUAUGGGAUGCAAUCAAGACAUGGGUCCAAGACUAUGUCUCCUUGUACUACGCUUCAGAUAAUGAAGUCACAAAAGACACUGAACUCCAAACAUGGUGGAAGGAAGCUGUAGAGAAGGGUCAUGAAGACCUGAAAGACAAGCCGUGGUGGCCAAAACUGCAAACUCUUGAAGACUUGGUUCAGUCAUGCAGCAUUAUUAUAUGGAUCGGUUCGGCCCUUCACGCAGCUGUUAACUUCGGCCAAUAUCCUUAUGGCGGCUUCAUCCUGAACCGGCCAACAAUUAGCAGAAAAUUCUUACCGGAACUCGAAAGCGAGGAGUAUCAAGAAUUGGUUACAAACCCUCAGAAAGCUUACUUGAGAACAAUUACAGGGAAAUAUGAGGCCCUGGUGGACAUUUCGGUUAUUGAGAUAUUGUCAAGGCAUGCUUCUGAUGAGGUGUAUCUUGGGCAGAGAGACAAUCCAAACUGGACAUCGGAUUCGAAGGCGAUACAAGCCUUCAAGAAAUUUGGAAACAAGUUGGCAGAGAUCGAGGCGAAGAUCGAGCAGAGGAACAAAGAACCAAGCUUUAGAAACAGAAUUGGACCUGCUCAUAUGCCUUACAGUCUUCUCCUUCCUACCAGUGAUGAAGGCCUUACUUUCAGAGGAAUUCCCAACAGUAUCUCUAUCUAAAUUGAGUGCCUGCGUUUUCCUUUGCAGAUUGUUACUCCUGUAAUAACAGAGAUGCAAGUUUGUUUUAUGCAUAUCUUUGUGGUAUUGUCAUGUGCAUGUUAGAUUCCACCUCAACAUUGUGCUUGGAUAUGUAUGUGUCAUCAGUUUGCUCCCUUGUUACUAUGAUGAAUAAUAAUAAUAUUGCACCUUUUAAUAAAA
This is a messenger RNA of Arachis duranensis, 2887 nucleotides long. RefSeq names its product linoleate 9S-lipoxygenase 1. NCBI's taxonomy places the organism in Eukaryota, Viridiplantae, Streptophyta, Magnoliopsida, Fabales, Fabaceae. The coding region runs from base 86 to 2689 and encodes 867 amino acids. The record is from RefSeq and is a predicted model, not a curated record. The transcript has 9 exons. Gene Ontology annotation, biological process: lipid oxidation. Gene Ontology annotation, molecular function: metal ion binding; oxidoreductase activity, acting on single donors with incorporation of molecular oxygen, incorporation of two atoms of oxygen; protein binding.